Yamadazyma jaroonii is the source of this 591-nucleotide messenger RNA. Lineage: Eukaryota; Fungi; Ascomycota; Pichiomycetes; Serinales; Debaryomycetaceae. The record is from the annotation of a GenBank genome assembly.
AUGUAUGAUACAUUUGAUGAAAAAUACCAUGCUCUACAAAAUAGAUCUCCUGACGCUGAGAAUCACUUUGUGUAUGUUGUGCUAUCUACAAAGAUAGUAUGUCGUCCUACCUGUUCAGCAAGGUUAGCGUUACGUAAAAAUAUUGACUUUUAUGAUUGUGUGCAAAGUGCUAUUAAAGAUGGAUUUAGACCGUGUAAGAGAUGUAAACCAGAAACCGUUAAAGAUUGGAAUCCACAAAGAGUUCUAGUAUUGAAAAUUAUGGAACAAAUAACCAACAUGGUGUUCCAAGGCAAAAGUGAAAAAGAUUUGAAUCUUGGGAAACUAGCAAAACAAUUCACAGUAUCAAAAUGGCAUAUGUUAAGAGUGUUCAAACGAUAUACGGGGAAAACUCCCUUACAGUAUUUCAUGCAUGUAAGAGACCAUGGAAGUUUUGUUGAUAUACCUAUGAUUGAAACAAAGAAGAGUUAUAUCAAUAAACAACUAGAGAGUCUUCUAGGAGAUACCGGUAAUGGUGAGCUUGUUGGAGAAUGGAAAUUGGGAAGUAAUGGAGACCUAGAGUUUCUUUUACCUUCGAACGUAAGUUCUAUUUAA